CUGCACUUAAGAAGCGGGCGGUACAGAGCCCUCCCGAGGUGUGAGACCCGACCCGGCCUCAGACCCAGAGAUUCGCCGCGACCCGGCGGGCCCGCCCUCGAGCGCAGGCGCGGAGCCGUUGCGCGGCGAGCGGUUUGCCCCGCAGCGGUUUCGCAGCGCCGGCUGCACGGAGGCUGCGCGGGCGCUCGGCCCAGCCUGCGGCCGCGGCGUGCGCCUCCGGCAGAGCCCUAGGCUCCGUGGCCAUGAACCCCGUGGUCGUGGUCCACGGCGGCGGCGCCGGCAACAUCUCCAAGGAGCGGAAAGAGCGAGUGCGCCAGGGGAUCGUCAAGGCGGCCAGCGAGGGCUACGCAGUGCUCAAGGCGGGCGGCAGCGCCGUGGACGCGGUGGAAGAAGCCGUGGCUGUCCUGGAGGACGACCCCGAGUUCAACGCAGGUCAUGGGUCUGUCUUGAACGUAAACGGUGAAGUUGAAAUGGAUGCUAGUAUCAUGGAUGGAAAAGACCUGUCCACGGGAGCAGUGUCUGCAGUCCGCUGCAUAGCAAAUCCCGUUAAACUUGCACGGCUCGUUAUGGAAAAGACACCGCAUUGCUUUCUGACUGACCAAGGUGCAGCCCAGUUUGCAGCAGAGAUGGGGAUUCCAGAGAUUCCUGGAGAAAAGCUGGUCACAGAGAGGAACAAGAAACGCCUGGAAAAGGAGAAGCAUGAGAAAGCUGCCCAGAAACCAGACUGUCAGAAAAACUUGGGAACCGUGGGUGCUGUUGCCUUGGACUGCAAAGGAAACGUAGCCUAUGCCACCUCCACAGGAGGCACCAUCAAUAAGCUGGUCGGCCGGGUCGGGGACUCGCCGUGCGUAGGAUCUGGAGGUUACGCUGACAACAGCAUCGGAGCCGUCUCAACCACAGGGCACGGGGAAAGCAUCCUGAAGGUGAACCUGGCCAGACUCACCCUCUUCCACGUAGAACAAGGAAAGACAUUAGAAGAAGCCGCUGACCUGUCGCUGGGUUAUAUGAAGUCAAGGCUCAAAGGUUUGGGUGGCCUCAUCGUAGUCAGCAAAACGGGAGACUGGGUAGCCAAGUGGACAUCUGCCUCCAUGCCCUGGGCAGCCGCCAAGGAUGGCCAGCUGCACUUUGGAAUUGAUCUUGACGACACCAAGGUCACAGAGCUGCCCUAAGUCUCCGGAAAGUGGAAAAUCGUCUUGCUUUGCGUGCUGGCUUGGACGGAUAUCCUGGUGUGAAGGCUUAGCUUAACCAAUUAGAUCUAGAAAUGGAAAAAUGAUGCCGUCUGUCGAUGGUUUUGUUGUGUUGAUCAGCAAGUAUCUGAUUGUCUGGUUGAGGGGAGGGUUCCAAAGUGAUGAGAGAAAUGCCCACGUUGAGAGCAGAGUGAGCCCCGGGAAGGCGACAAACUCUCGGGCGCCCUCCUCCGGCACAAUCCCCGUUGUGUCAGGUGAGGAAGGGCUGCCUCAGGGGAAUCGGGAGCCCCACAGCCUGCAGAAGCCUUGGGCUGCACCUGCAGGGAGGGAGUUGUGGGAAGGCUGUUGGAGCGAGAGGCAGGAGCAGCAGCAGAAGAGAUCGCAAGGGACAUCCAGGAGAACUCAGAGUGUUGCCGACUUCCUUUUAGUCGCAGGAACCUCCAGGGAAAGAAGGAGAGUCCUUUAAGCAGGGUGUCACUCAUCUCUGAGGGAGAAAAUGAAUUUCCUGGGGGAGUUCAGCUCUCUCUGACUCGAUGUGUAGACAUGUGACCAGAUGUGUCAGAGGCCCCUCUGGUAAUCCGCGGCUCCCUCACCUGGAGAUGAAGGGUCAUGGUAGAGACCGUGCAGUCCCUUGCGGUCCGAGGGCUUCUUGGGUUCCCAGGUGAGCCCCUCCCCUCCACCUGCCAGUCCUCUGGGCCUCACCUAGUGAACAGCAGGGCUCACGACCCCUCCAGCAGCAAGGAGCAGGCUCUGAUAUAGAGAUGAGCCGCGACCUAGCAAGCAUCUGUCCUGUCCCGGCCAUCGGAACACCCCCUCCAGGCCUGGGUGCUCGCCGCACCCCGAAACGUCCUUGGUGGACUGGAGAGCCCUCCAGUAACCUCUCAUUUCACUGGGAAUGGUGUUUCUGCUGUGACAUGUCUACCUUCUCUCUGGAAAGAAACCGCUUACCGUUAAAUUCCAUGUGCCACUAAUAAAAUGUAUUUUGAAAGAAUAA
Molecule: messenger RNA, 2181 nt
Organism: Oryctolagus cuniculus (rabbit)
Lineage: Eukaryota; Metazoa; Chordata; Mammalia; Lagomorpha; Leporidae
Gene: ASRGL1
Product: asparaginase and isoaspartyl peptidase 1
Cellular component (GO): cytoplasm
Molecular function (GO): asparaginase activity
Source: RefSeq, a predicted model, not a curated record